Molecule: messenger RNA, 2815 nt
Organism: Morus notabilis
Lineage: Eukaryota; Viridiplantae; Streptophyta; Magnoliopsida; Rosales; Moraceae
Product: putative pentatricopeptide repeat-containing protein At5g37570
Exons: 1
Coding region: 794-2455 (553 amino acids)
Biological process (GO): RNA modification
Molecular function (GO): protein binding; RNA binding
Source: RefSeq, a predicted model, not a curated record
AAAAAAAAGAAGUAAAAUGCACGACAAGUCAAAAACGACGAUCUUUAAACGAACAUGAAACUUCCAUAGUUCCAUUCAUUUCUCAGACAGAGAGAGAGAGUGCAUCUACUUGAAACGACAGCAACAUAUUAAACGACAACAGAAUCAGUGUCAAUCGACAGGAUAUCGCCUUAGCCAAAUAACAGAACGUUGUGUACUAACUGAACUGAAAACACGAACAAUCUCAGAUCUCAGAACUCAAAACUACGACUGUUUGUCGCCGUCGCCGUCGCCGUCGUCUUGUUGGAGAUCCCGAAUAGCAUAAAAGAAAUCGAAAAAUUACCACACAAACAAAAUCAAUCUCAAUUCUCAACCUCUGAAGCUAUUUCCUGGUAAUUAAUACACAUUCAUCAACAUCAAGCUACUGUUUCUAGGGUUCUAGUCGUCGAGGAGUUUCCUGAGACGCUCUUUGACGAAAUCCCUGCGAGCUUUCACGCGUGCCUGUUGAGGCUCGAUGUUCGAAAACGACAUGUAAGCUCCGACUGCGAAAAACGACACCCCGACGGCGAAGCAAAUCGCCGUCGUCGCUAGCUGCCUCGGCGUCGGCGGGUACGACCACAUCGCCAUAUCUCAAUUUCCCAAAUCUUUUUUUCUGUAGGGUUUUUCAAUUUUACUCAUAUUUAAACGUCGUUUGAGUUAAAUUACGAAAAGCUCCCUUUGUGUUUCGGAUAUUCUUUUACUUGAGGCAAAAGAUCGAACACAUAGAGAACAAUAUACAAAAAGCCAUGCAAACACGAAAUCUUGUUCAACUCCCAUGCCUUUGAUCAGCCAUAAUUUGCCCAAAUUUUCUGUGCCUUCAAUCGCAAGUCUCAUAAAGGCAUGUAGAAAUCCCAAGCAUCUUCAACAAGUCCAUGCUCAGAUCAUCCGCAAAGGUUUAGAGCAAGACCAUUUUCUCAUUUCCCAGUUCAUUUGUCUCUCUCAAACUCUCUCUAACCUUUCCUACUCGGUAAGCGUUUUUGACCGUAUUCUCUCUCCCAGUACGUUUCUAUGGAACGUUCUGAUUAAAGGGUACUGCGAAAAGUCCGGUUUCGGUGGCACUUUUUCGGUGUUUGUUCGCAUGAAGAGAGAGGGGAGUUUUACUGAUAGAUAUACUUAUCCUUCGGUGAUCAAGGCGUGUGCGUGUGAGGGAAGGGUUAGAGAAGGAAGGGCUCUUCAUGGGUCGGCGUUGAGGUGUGGGGUUGAGUGGGACGUGUUUGUGAGGACGAGUUUGAUUGAUUUUUACGGGAAAUGUGGGAAGAUUGGGUGUGCGCGUAAGAUGUUUGAUGAAAUGCCGCAGAGAAAUGUCGUUUCUUGGACGGCUAUUGUUGUUGGAUAUGUCGUUGCUGGGGAUAUAACGGAGGCGAAGAGGCUGUUUGAUGAGAUGCCGCAGAGGAAUGUGGCGUCAUGGAAUGCAAUCAUUGGCGGGUUUGUGAAGUCGGGCGACUUGUGUAGUGCUAGGAGGAUUUUUGAUGAGAUGGAAGAGAAGAAUGUGGUUUCUUAUACGACUCUGAUUGAUGGGUGUGCGAAGGCGGGUGAUAUGGCUUCUGCUAGGUUUCUGUUUGACCAAGCUCCGUAUAGGGAUAUUGUUGCGUGGUCUGCGUUAAUUACAGGGUAUGCUCAGAAUGGUCGGCCUAAAGAGGCUGUAAACAUUUUUCUUGAAAUGUGUUUGGGUAGUGUUAAGCCUGAUGAGUUUAUCAUGGUGAGCUUGAUGUCAGCUUGUUCUCAGGAAGGCAAUCUGGAGUUGGCCAAAUGGGUUGAUAAUUAUGUUACCCGAAGUCCAAUUGAUCUUGGUCGAGCACAUGUUCAAGCGGCUCUUGUUGACAUGAAUGCAAAGUGUGGGAACAUGGAGAGAGCAAUAAAUUUGUUUGAGCAAAUGCCUAAACGGGACUUAAUAUCAUACUGUUCCAUGAUACAUGGUCUCUCUAUACAUGGUCGUGGUGAGGAGGCAGUUUCCCUUUUCAAUAGUAUGCUAAAUGAAGGCUUGACUCCGGAUGAGGUGGCCUUUACAGUUAUCCUGACAGCUUGUAGCCGUGCUGGGCUCGUUGAGGAGGGUUGGCACUUCUUUGAAUCCAUGAAAAAUGGGUAUUCCAUCGUACCUUCUCAAGAUCAUUAUGCUUGUAUGGUUGAUCUUCUCAGCCGUUCAGGGCGGUUGAAAACAGCUUAUGAGCUUAUGAAAUUAAUGCCUGUGGAGCCUCAUGCUGGGGCAUGGGGUGCCCUACUUGGGGCCUGUAAGCUACAUUGCAAUAUAGAGAUAGGUGAGUUGGUCGCUAGUAAACUAUUAGAGAUUGAACCUCAGAAUGCUGGUAAUUAUGUGCUUCUAUCCAAUAUUUACGCAGUAGCAGAGCGCUGGUUGGACGUUUCCCUUGUGAGGAAUAAAAUGAAGGAGAGAGGAGUCAAAAAAAUACCUGGUCGCAGUUGGAUUAGUUCUGAAGGUUGAGUUUGUCGGUAACUUUGUUUAUGGAAUGUGGGAAUUUUACUCUGGAACUUGCAUUGUGGAGAUGGACUAUAUUUUAGAUUUCCUGCUAUUGAUACUAGCUAACAGGAAUCAAGUUGCGAGCAUUGCCUUCAAAUCCAAUUCGGAGGAUACAGUUGUGCUAUAAAAUUUUUUGCAAUUUUGCGUGGUAUACAAGCAACUUCUUUUGCUGAUAAAGAUUCAUGUCGUCACUUCAAGCAUGAAUGAGUUGUUGUUUUCUAACUUGAAGUGUGUGGAUUACGUUAGGAAUCAAUUUUGGCGGAAUUUUGUUACGGAGAGGUCAAUAACCAUAAGAAAUUGAUUGUGCACCCGGUUAUUGUGAAA